Messenger RNA from Cyclopterus lumpus (lumpfish), 931 nucleotides. It is a transcript of the gene fgf2, whose product is annotated as fibroblast growth factor 2. Gene Ontology annotation, biological process: cell differentiation; positive regulation of protein phosphorylation; positive regulation of gene expression. The coding region runs from base 440 to 907 and encodes 155 amino acids. The record is from RefSeq and is a predicted model, not a curated record. Gene Ontology annotation, cellular component: cytoplasm. Gene Ontology annotation, molecular function: growth factor activity; fibroblast growth factor receptor binding. The transcript is spliced from 3 exons. Lineage: Eukaryota; Metazoa; Chordata; Actinopteri; Perciformes; Cyclopteridae.
CGAACUGAGGCCCAAAGGGGAAAGCCUUCCACACAAGAUCUAAGCCAGCUGCCUGCUGAUUUAAACACUUCAUUCGCAAGAGGAGUGGAGGCGCGGGGGAAUCCGCGUGCUCAGUGGGCUCAAAGUACGCUGGCAAAGCAGCUGCCCGACGGAAAAAAAACCCCACGGAGGAGCUUCUUCUGGUGGGAGAUUGAGACGUCCGCUGCUCGGUAGAGGCACUUAGGAGUCCUCCGGCCUUUAGGAGUCAAAGGGCACUGAGAGAGAGAGAGAGAGAGGGAGGGUUAAGCAAACUGACCUCUGGGUUAACCAGAACCGGUUUUUUUCGUGGAGGAGGGGAGGAGGGAGCAGGAGGUGGGAGGCCACGGCGGGGCUCCUGCACCACUCGAGGAAGAAGGAGACGAAGCAGUUUGCCAAGGGAAGCGAGGGAAGGGAGGAGGACAUGGCCACGGGAGACAUCACGACGCUUCCCUCCACGCCGGACGACGGCGGCGGCGGCGGCUUCCCUCCCGGGAGCUUCAAGGACCCCAAAAGGCUGUACUGUAAAAACGGGGGCUUCUUCUUGAGGAUACGGUCCGACGGGGGUGUUGAUGGAAUCCGGGAGAAGAGCGACCCCCACAUAAAGCUCCAGCUGCAGGCGACCUCGGUGGGGGAGGUGGUCAUCAAAGGGCCGUGUGCAAACCGCUACCUGGCCAUGAACAGAGACGGCCGGCUGUUCGGAGCGAGACGGGCGACCGACGAGUGCCACUUCCUGGAGCGUCUGGAGAGCAACAACUACAACACGUACCGCUCCAGGAAGUACCCGAGCAUGUACGUGGCCCUGAAGAGGACCGGCCAGUACAAGUCCGGGAGCAAAACGGGACCGGGUCAAAAGGCCAUUCUUUUUCUGCCCAUGUCCGCCAAGUGCUAGUCUGAAGAAGAAGAAGAAGAAGAA